Heteronotia binoei (common prickly gecko) is the source of this 871-nucleotide messenger RNA. RefSeq names its product homeobox A9 (gene HOXA9). NCBI's taxonomy places the organism in Eukaryota, Metazoa, Chordata, Lepidosauria, Squamata, Gekkonidae. Gene Ontology annotation, molecular function: DNA-binding transcription factor activity, RNA polymerase II-specific; RNA polymerase II cis-regulatory region sequence-specific DNA binding. Gene Ontology annotation, biological process: regulation of transcription by RNA polymerase II; DNA-templated transcription; proximal/distal pattern formation. The transcript is spliced from 2 exons. The record is from RefSeq and is a predicted model, not a curated record. Gene Ontology annotation, cellular component: nucleus. Bases 6 to 812 code for a protein of 268 amino acids.
CCGGCAUGGCCAUGUCUUCCUCCGGCACGCUGAGCAACUACUACGUGGACUCCUUCCUGCUGCACGAGAACGAGGAGCUGGUGCCUUCCCGCUACGGCUCGGCUCCUCUGGGCCAGGCGGGCCGGCAGGCGGGCCUGGGCGAGCACCCGGACUUCGCCCCCUGCAGCUUCCAGUCCAAGGCGGCCGUCUUCAGUGCCUCCUGGAACGCCGUGCACCCGCCCAGCGCCGGCAAUGUGCCCGCCGCCGCCGCCGCCGUGUACCACCCGUACGUGCACCCGCAGGCCCCCCUGGCAGCAGCGCCCGACGGCAGGUACAUGCGUUCGUGGCUGGAGCCCAUUCCGGGCUCCCUCUCUUUCCCCGGCUUGCCCGCCAGCAGGCAUUACGGCAUUAAACCGGAACCGCUCCCGGCCCGGCGGGGUGACUGUACCACCUUUGACACGCACGCACUCUCCCUGACUGACUUUGCUUGUGGUUCUCCUCCAGCUGAUAGGGAUAAGCAAGCCAACGACGGGCCCUUCUCGGAAAACAAUGGGGACAGCGAGGCCAACGGAGACAAACCCCAGCUCGACCCAAAUAACCCCUCUGCGAACUGGUUGCACGCGAGAUCCACCCGGAAAAAGCGCUGCCCUUACACCAAGCACCAAACGCUGGAGCUGGAGAAAGAAUUCCUCUUCAACAUGUAUCUCACCAGGGACCGACGGUACGAAGUGGCCCGGCUGCUGAAUCUAACCGAGAGACAAGUGAAAAUCUGGUUUCAGAACCGGAGGAUGAAAAUGAAGAAAAUCAACAAGGACCGAGCAAAGGACGAAUGAGGCCCGGGGUGCGGGUUCCCCCCUCCAGCUGCAGAAUUCUCCUCCUCCAACGCAACACA